Messenger RNA from Rotaria sp. Silwood2, 231 nucleotides. Lineage: Eukaryota; Metazoa; Rotifera; Eurotatoria; Philodinida; Philodinidae. The record is from the annotation of a GenBank genome assembly.
AUGCAAGUUUGUUCAUCGAUGGUAGUUGCUGAACAAUAUCCAUCAUUGAUGAGAAUCGACAACAAUGAUGAUCAAGCAUUAAUACAACAACGAUUGGCUCAUUUAUUAUAUUCAUUAACAUCUUUGAAUAAUCGAUUAAAUGAAAGAGAUAAUGAUCAAGAUUUUCAUCCACCGAAACGUGAACAAUUUGGUCGAAAACAUCAUUGGGAUGUUUUUUUUGGUAGACGUUAA